AUGGUCACUUUCCAAGCGGGCCUCGUUUCUUUUCUCUUUGCCCUCCAGGCAGUAGCUGACCAAAUACCACUUGGGUCGGCAGUCCGCAACAAAUGGACUUUGGACGCAAUCAAGCCUCACACCGACCCAGAGUCCGGCCGCGUCAAGUGUUGCCCGGAAGGGACCUUAUUCGAUGGCAACUCUUGCGUCCUUGGCGUUCCAAGAUGCCCAGACGGCACAAAACUGAGAGGUAGCCACUGCAUCUCUAUCACUGGCCCCGUCUGCCGGGAUGGUGAGACCUUCAAUGGGCUUGUUUGCAUCACGAGCACUCCACCAUCUUGCCCUUCCCCGUCGAUCCUGAAAGACAAAGCUUGUGUUUUGGAAAUUCCACCAAAAUGUCCUUCUGGCACAGAGUUGACCGGCAAAAUCUGCAUCUCGACCAAGUUGCCCAUCUGCGGCAAUGGCGAUCGGUUUAACGGCAAAGGUUGCGUCAGUUCCACCCCACCAGUAUGUCCUGACGGCACGAAUCUUUCCGAUGGAGUAUGCAUCAGUAUCGUACCACCCAGUUGUCCCGCCGGCAGUGAAUACGACGAGGUCAACAACGUUUGCAGCCAUCGUGAGCCUCCUCAAUGUCCAGUGGGCACUUUCUCCAAAGGAGGCAACUGCAUCACUGAUGGUGGCCCCGAAUGCCCAAUCGGAACAAGGUUCAGCGUUAAGAGAAACACCUGCAUCAUGAAGACACCGCCAUCGUGUCCCCCUGGCGAUACCCUAGAAGACACGAAAUGUGUUUCCCAAGACAAACCUGCCUGCUCACCUGGGACGGAGUUGUCUGCCGACCAGGCUUCAGGCACUUCACGGUGUUGCCCACCUCCCCUAAGGUGGGACGGAGACAUCUGCUCAUACAAAGUCCCUCCUGAAGGAUGCCCGCCAGGAACGAAACAGGUCGGCAACAGAUGCACGGCUAUCACGGUCUUUCCCCCAUCAUGUCCUCCCGGAUUCAAGCUGGACUGCGCCCGAUGCAUCUCUAUAACACCGCCGGGAUGUCCUCCUGGCUCAGCUCGCGAUGGAACCACUUGUAUCUCCGUAGAGCCACCCAUCUGCCCUGAUGGCACGACACUAUCCAACGGGAACUGCGUCCACAAGGGCGAAGCUGUCUGCCCCGAGGAAACUCACGUCCAGGGUGACGAGUGUAUCAGCAUUCAGCCACCCUCUUGCCCCUCUGGAACCACCUUUAAUGGAAGAGACUGCGCUGUCAGUGGACGGCCAGAAUGUGAAGACGGCAGCCACUUCGACGGUGCUGACUGUACCCGAGUAGGGGGUCCCCCUCCAAGCUGCCCUGAAAACACCAUCUACGACGGUUCACGCUGCGUAUCAAUCACUCCGCCUACAUGUCCCAAGGGGUCGUCUCUGAGCGACGGAGCAUGUGUCACCGGGCAAAGCCCGGUCUGCCCCGAGGAUACGACGCUUGUUGGCGGCGAGUGUAUCAGAGGCCCGCCUACCUGUCCAAAAGGCCUCAUCUUGAAAGGUACCACCUGCGUCACCAUCGACCCGCCGGAUUGCCCGCCCAGUCACCAGUGGCGUGGCGGACGAUGCCAGGAUACCGAGGAGAAGGCCUGCCCUCCUGGAUACAUCCUCAGUGGGGAGGAGUGUAUUUCCGAUGAGACACCAGAGUGUGACUUGGGCACUCAUUUCAACGGAACCGUCUGCGUCGGUGACACUCCGAGCUGUGAGCCUGGAACAGAGUUUGACGGAGAGCGGUGUGCGGCCACCGUGGAACCUAGUUGCCCUCCGGGCACUCACUUCAACGGCAAGAUUUGCGAAUCUGAGCAGGAACCUGUCUGUCCCACCAACACUACAUGGGAUGCUGAUUCCAAGGAAUGCGUGGGUCAGACCUUGCCGCAAUGUCCCGAAGGCCAGAGAUUCAACGGGGAGCAUUGCACUUUGUCAUCGGGAGACUGCAUGGAGUUUGAGUACUGCCCUCCGGGAAUCAAUCGUGGUUUUCUCACACCUGAUUGUGGGAGCUCUUAUCCCAGGUGCCAGUAG
Molecule: messenger RNA, 2022 nt
Organism: Colletotrichum scovillei
Lineage: Eukaryota; Fungi; Ascomycota; Sordariomycetes; Glomerellales; Glomerellaceae
Exons: 1
Coding region: 1-2022 (673 amino acids)
Source: RefSeq, a predicted model, not a curated record